Molecule: messenger RNA, 2036 nt
Organism: Marchantia polymorpha subsp. ruderalis
Lineage: Eukaryota; Viridiplantae; Streptophyta; Marchantiopsida; Marchantiales; Marchantiaceae
Source: the annotation of a GenBank genome assembly
GCCACCAUACAUUUGUCUGAGCGACGGGCGCUUCCUCGGCACUCCCUUCGGCCAGUCACAUCUGCUGCUCGCUUCGUCCUGCUCCAUCUCCAUCUCCUUAAUUCCUUCCUUCCCUCCGUCCCCACUUCCGGGAAUUGAUUUGGCUUUCUUUGCGUGCGUGUGUUUGCGAGAUCGUCGUGUGCUUGAUUGAUCUCUCAUCUCCUUCCUCCCUCUCUCCCUCCUCCUCCUGCUGCUCCUGCCGCUGUUGCUGCUGCUCGAGCCUCUGUGAUCGGUUGGUUACUGGGCGUGUGUGUGUGUGUGUGUCUGGGAGGAUCCGAGUGCCUCCGAGGGCACAGCGUCAGAGAUUGAGAGAACGAGAGAAAGAGGGAGAGGGAGGAGGAGGAGCAGCUGCGCAGGAGAAGGCUCGUCCGCCACUGUUGCCUCUGCCGGACGGACGGGACGGAGCGAGAUUGUGUGCAUCUGGUUGCCUUGUGGGCCUCUCGGUGUUGUUGAUCUUUCGAUCAUCGGAGAGCGGAGGAGGCCGGAGGGAGUUCGCAGGGCCGCGGGUCGAGAGACAGAGACGGCGGGCGGGCGAGGGUGAGAGUGAGAGAGAGAGAGAGAGCGCUCGAGAGGGACGAGGGACGAGGGACGAGGAGCUGAGAUUCAUUCGGGCGCAGGACAGAGCUUGAGGCCGCAGCUUGAGUUAAAUACGAGCGGGGGCAGAGCCGUGGAGGAAACGAGGUCGCCCGAGUUUGCCCCUUUGCAUGUGUAGGGAUAGUGGAAGAACACGAUGGGGCUCUGGGAAUCCUUUCUCAAUUGGCUCCGCAGCUUGUUUUUCAAGCAGGAAAUGGAGCUCUCGCUAAUUGGGCUUCAAAAUGCGGGGAAAACAUCAUUAGUCAAUGUGAUAGCGACUGGAGGCUACACUGAGGACAUGAUCCCUACGGUAGGGUUCAACAUGCGCAAGGUCUCAAAGGGCAACGUAACUAUCAAGUUGUGGGAUCUUGGAGGCCAACCUCGUUUCCGUAGUAUGUGGGAGCGUUACUGCAGAGGAGUGUCUGCCAUCGUUUACGUGGUUGAUGCAGCCGAUCGGGACACCAUUCCUAUAUCUAAAAGCGAAUUACAUGAUCUGCUGGGCAAGCCGUCACUCAAUGGAAUCCCGUUGCUGGUUCUGGGCAACAAGAUUGAUAAAGAGAAUGCUCUUUCCAUGCAGGCACUUUCCGAGCAGAUGGACUUGGCAAGGCUUGCCGAAAGAGACAGCAGAGAGGUUUGCUGCUACACCAUCUCAUGCAAGAACAGCACAAAUAUCAACGACGUCAUAAAUUGGUUGAUCAAGCACUCAAAAACCAAGAGCUGAUCGUUGUAUCAAAGAAGAGUCGGGGAGGUCAAACAUAGGUGGUAGUUUUUUUUUCCCACAUUAUAACUUUUCCGGAUGUCUUAACCUGGAAGUAAGACGUGGCCGAAGUUUACUGUUUGCGAAGUCCGCAAUUUUAGCAACGUGCAACGCAGAUUGCUGCACAAAAUCUAGUUUUCUUGAUUCGGAACUGUUGAAUAUCUGAGCAAAUUGGCACUCUAGAUCACACCUGCAGUUGCCAAUGUCGUCGAUCUGAAGAGAACUUCGCAAGGGUUGUAUUGAUUGCAUUGGGCAAGCUUGCCCAAAUUCUUUCUAGUUUACAGGGCUGUAAGCUAGGCCUGUUCACACUGUCUUAUACAGUGUUUGUUACUUCUACCUGUAAUAAUGUAUUUUGCUCAUCUGUGGAUAACUUCUUACCACAGUGCUCAGCUCCGUAGCGAGUGAGUGUCUUCUGCAUCCCAGAGAGCGCGUGGACAUUAGGGGGUUUGCAGAGGAAGUAAAUUCUACCCGGAACGAGUUGUGGGUUUUCUGCUCUUUUUUUUAGAGUUUUUGUUGAGAUCUCACGUGGCCGCGGUUUUCUCUAUGUCCGUGGGUGUCUCCUUCUGUAAAAGGCAGAGUUGUUAUGUAUGAAAGUUUUGGCGGGUUGCCAAGUAAAACUGUUGAGCGAAGCCAUUGUAGCGUUGAGACUGAGAGUUGCAUUUGAUUG